This is a messenger RNA of Varanus komodoensis (Komodo dragon), 14335 nucleotides long. It is a transcript of the gene FAR1, whose product is annotated as fatty acyl-CoA reductase 1. The coding region runs from base 7607 to 9163 and encodes 518 amino acids. The record is from RefSeq and is a predicted model, not a curated record. Lineage: Eukaryota; Metazoa; Chordata; Lepidosauria; Squamata; Varanidae. Gene Ontology annotation, biological process: long-chain fatty-acyl-CoA metabolic process. The transcript has 12 exons. Gene Ontology annotation, cellular component: peroxisome. Gene Ontology annotation, molecular function: alcohol-forming very long-chain fatty acyl-CoA reductase (NADP+) activity.
CCUGCACCUCAGCCUUUUGCUUUGUUUACCAUCUCCCUGAUGAAAGGUUCUGGAGGACUGAAAAGCUUGCAUACUAUUUUGUGUCCUUUGAGUUAGUCUAAUAAAGGUAUAUGCAUUUUGGGAAGUUUCAUGUGUCCUAGAAAAGCAAUAAGGGACAGAGUGCUGAUCAUGCUUAGCUCCACACUAGUGCUAGUGCACUCAGUGGAAAUAUUGUAUAUUUGGAUGUCACUGUUCAGAAAGAAUGUUGAAGAAUUGGGAUGGUAGAAAAUCUGAAGGAGGGGCUAGAGGAAUUUGAUACAUUGAUUCAAAGCUAAAGCAGAGGUCCCAAACAUGUUUGGAUUGGUGUACACAUUUUGAUUUUUGAGAAAGGGUAAUGGGCAUUGUCAGAAAAUGGCUGCCUGAGUGUGUGGCUUGCCCGUCUUAAAGUGCCUGCCAUUCUGGACAUGGCUUCCCACAAACACUUCUGCAGAAGACAGACUGGUGAGACUAAAAGUAACUUUUCCAAGAACUUAAUUAUCAGGCAAAGGUAGAAUACUUUUUUCAACCCAAAUAAAGAUGGAACUGGAGCCCUUAACUUUGCAUCAUGCUAGUCUCCCAUUUAAAAGAUAAAUAAUUAAGGAGCAUCUUAAUAAAAAACCUUAAAAGUCAGGAGGGCCAGGGAGCUUGCCAGGCACAAGUGUUCACAGGCACUGUGUUAGAGACCUUUGGUUAAAGAAUUGCACAUUCAAAACAUUCUAUUAUUUAAAACAAUGUCUGUAAGGGAGAGCCAUUGCUGCUUUUGCUUCACUGGGUAUAGUAAAUGUUUUGAACUAAGUUAGAAGACUGUGUGAAAUCUGAAAUGCUGUAGAAAAUUGGGUAAAGGGAAGUUUCGGAAAGAGCAUGCAAAACCUGUAUUUUCAGUUUGAUAGUCAGUCCAAAGAAAUUGAACUGUAACUUUUGUCAGUUACUGUUUUCCUAACCAUAAUUUCAACAACCUUGUUGCCCUUUUUUCCAACUUACAUUGUACCUUUGUAGGAACUCAUAUUUGCCACCUCUGUAGCAAACUCAUAUUUGCACAUGACUUUCUGUGUUUACAAACAAAUUUUAAAAGCAAGCUAAUAGAAGUAUGAUGCAUGAAUGUUUAACAUGUGGUUGUGAAUAUUGGAUUUUAUAACUCUCAGUACUUUAGAGCAAAGAGCAAACAUGAUAAUUGAUUUUUGGAAAGCAAAUUGACUUAUUGCUGGGUUCAGGCGGUAUGAUUAGGAUAAAACUCUUAAACAACUGAAGAAACAAAUUGAUUUUGCCCUGCUCUUCAUCUUAGUGUGUAGCUCUUAACCUCCUGGCAAGUACUAUUGAAUUCUGUCAUUGAGUGUUGUAGCUUAAAUCCUACUGCAUUUUCUGAAGAAUCAAAAUUUGUGACAAUAGCAGCUCAUGAUGAUAAGCGUUAGAAAUAGCUCUAAAAGGAGUACUGGUAAUUUAUAUAGGUAUUUCUAACAUGCUUACUGUCCAGAUAAGCCUCCAAUCUUUCUUACUGUCUCUCUCGUUGAUAUUUGCACAUUCUACUUAAUUGAUCAUGUGGUACUGGCCAUGGCAGUUUACUGCCAUACAUGAUGAAAAAAUCAUGUUAGCUUUCUAUGGGUACAACCCUAUACAUGUUUAAACAAGAAAAGCCCUAAAUCUCCCUAAUAUUCCCCAGCCAGCACUAUUUAUUAAGAUAAUGUACAAAAAGGAGCCAGCAAUCGAAUCUUUAUUAAAACAGUAUAAAAUAAUAAUAAUAAUAAUAAUAAUAAUAAUAAUAAUAAUAAUAAUAAAAUAAACCAACAAUUAAGUAAAUUCAGCAGUGGUAAGCAAAACAGGCUCUAGCAACAAAACAUAGAAAUUUUUGAUGAACUUAAGUUGGUGUUUGUGUCAAAUUUCAGAACCACGAACUCUCUGAGAGAGAAUAGCCUUUACUGGGAGUUGGCAUGUCGGAAGGGGUGGAACUAAUUUACCCUAGGAGGGAACCUAGAGUCAUAGUGCCAAUGUUAUAUAAAAAAAGCCUUAUCCUGAGUAAUUCUACCGUGCACAUAUAUUUCAAACAGUGGGUGAAUGUGGAGUAGAUUUAUUAUUUUAUAUUGAGUACAUGUGUUUUUCACCUUUCUUCCAUUGUGGAAAUCAAAGAAGUGCACAUGGGAUUCCCAAGUAAUCUCCCAUAUAUAGACUCCUUUGGAAGCAGGCAUUCCUAGUUUCUCAAGAUUCAGGCUGUUAAGGCUUUAUAGGGCAACACAAGAACACUGAAAGCUAAACUGGGUGCCAGUACAGUUGUAUCUGGACGGGCAUGCAAUGUUUUCUUCACUCCCACUUUAGUUAACAUUUGAUGGCUUCAUUUUAGGCCAGCCGCAGUCCCACAAAGCAUGCUAGAGAAAUCUAGGCUGGAUGUAUCCAAGGCAGAAUAACUAAGCAUAGGUCGUUUUUGUCUAGAGAAGUAAUACCUAAGUCCCUAAAAUGCACUCUUGGCUUCUAUUGCCCAUCUGGGCAGUGCCAGCUCUAAGAAUAUAUCUAAGCUGGCAAUCUGAGCUUUCUGGGGGAGUACAAACUUAUCCAAAUCAGACUGUUUCCCUAUCCCAGAAUCAGGGUGUAUCUUAAUCAGCAAUAUUUCCCUGAUUCAGAACACUUAUUUGGAAGUUCUAAGGUCUUCCAAGGAUUGGGUGGAUGAUGCUACACUCUAAAUAUUCAGAUUACUCUGUAGUUUCGUAUAGUUCAAAAAGAAUAUUGAUGAAGUAGAAUGUGCCUAGAGGAGCAAGACAACAAACAUGAUGAGGAAUCUGGAGACCUCAUUCUAUGAGGGAGACUAUUAAGAGGUGAUAUAAUUGUCAUUUUUGAAGAUUUUGGAGACUGUUUUAUAGAUGACAGAAUAAAUUUAUUUUCCAUUGCCUAAAUGUUAGACCAAAACCAGUGGGUUCAAAUCACAAGAAAGAGGAUUCAACUAAUUAUUUGGCAGACCAUUCUGAUGGUAUGAGCUAUUUGACAAUCAUAUAGACGGCUUUGGAAGGAACUGGGCACUCCUUAGAGACUGUUAGGAAGAAACUAUGUAGUCAAACUUUGAGGAACUUCCAAUUCUGUGAGUCUGUGACAAGUGCUAUAAUCAGUGAGAUGGGUACGUGCAGCACCUUCCAAGACAAGAACCAUGGGAAAGGUCCUGCAGAAAUGUCCUAGGACGAUCUUCUGAGAUCUGUGCUCUUGGAAGGGCUGGCAACAGUAUAAAGCAGUGUGCCGUGCUCAUAUCCUGGUAUGUCAACUCAGAAGGAUAUCACAGUUGGUAGUACAGAAAUUCACCAAGAGUCCUAGAUGAACCCAUAGGAAUAAACCCUUCCUGACAGUUUUCAGCACAGGUGGCAUACAGUAGAGACCAAAGAGGCCAAUGUAUCCAAGAUUGGAUACAAUGCAACCUUCUAUUGUACCCUGUAUAAACGAGAAUGUACUGCUUUUCAGAAUAUACAAAAUGCAGACUUUGAAACUUGAGAUACAAUCUGUGGGAAAGCAAAGAAAAUCUAUGGCAACUUGUCUUUCUGAGCUUGUUGAUCGGUAAAAGUAACUUGAUUUGCAGUGAAUAUUUUGUAUUUCAGAUUGGAUCUGGAUAAUAUUGAGGGCUUCUUUAGAUGAAAAAAUAACCUGAAAGAUGUGCCAUUCCUUGCACAAAUGUGAAUGUAUAAUACGUAUUACAUAAUUUUUCAGAGAAUUUAAAAAUCUUGAUUCCUUCCUCUCAUCUUUCUUUCUUUUUCUUUUUAGUUUUCUUGAACUUUCAUUACUAUGCUUACCAUUCAGUUCCAUUAUUCAUUCCCCUGAAAAUAAAAGUUAUUGCUCAUCUGCUUCAUUUUUCUGGGAUUGCUACACUCACAUUUCACUCCAGCAAAAUAGGAUUAUUAUUUAUCUAAGAAAGUUACUUUGCUUUUCUGCUCUAAAAACAGAAUAGCUCAAAGCAUCUUACAAAAGUAUAAAAAUAUAAAAAUAAUAAUUAAUCACAAACACAGUUAAGAACAGCAGCAAUAAAACCCCAGAAAUAGCAGUCAGGAAAUGCAGUCAGUAGUCAAUAAGUAACAUCAAGGAAUACUUUCUGACAGAUCACUCAAACAGAUGGCCUAACUUCUUGGGGCAGGGAGUUCCAUGUAUGGGGUACUGCCACCAAUGAGAUAACCCAUGUGUGUUGCCAUCAAUGUACAUGAGAGCAGUGCAGCAGCUGAUUCCAAAAGUUGGGCAAGUUACAUAGAAGGAGACAGUUGUUUAAGUAGCUAGAUCCUAAUCCAUUUAAGGCAUUAAAGGCAAUAACCAGUGUUUUGAAUUGCACUGAGAAAUGAACUGGCAGUCAGUGCAGUCAGAGUCACAUAGUCCUAGUGCUUUUCCCCGGUCAAAACUCGACAUUUCUGAGUGUUUUUCAAGGGAAUCUCUAUGUAAAGCAUGCUAUAAUAGUCCAAUACUGAUGAAAGAUCACUCUCUAUCCCUGGAUAAUCUUUUCAAGCAGUUUUAUGUGGUUGUUAAAAAGCACAGAGGCAACAUUAAGGCUUCUGGAAAUUUAUAAGUCAAGGAAAUGAGCAAAAGUCCACCAACACCACUUUCUGAAACUACCUGCAAGAAAGGAAUAGAGCAGGCUGUUUCCCUGAACUCCAUCCCAACAUGGUGACCCAGAAAGGUAAAUAGUUGAAGCUGGCACCAAAAAUGCUGAGAAGUCCAGCAGAACCAACAUUACUUAUGCCUCAUCUUGCUUUCAGUGACAAUCAUCUGUUAGGGCAAAUAAGGCUGCCCUAAAAUCAGACCUGAAUCUGGAGCUGAGUAAAUUCAGACGAUCAGUCGUAUCCAUGAAUUCUUGAAAUUCACUUCACUAUGCACUCAAGCAUAUUACCCCAAAAUGAAGCAUAUUACAUUGGUCAAUAAUUAUUCUUAACGAUGACUAAUUUAACAGGGAAGAAGCUAUUGUCACUUGUUGGUAGAAUAAAAUAAACUUUCAUAUAAGGAAGCGUUGGCAGUUUUCACUACCCAGUCAGGCAGUCCAGAUCUGACUGCAAGCCAGCAUGGAUCACAUCACACAUAUGGAUGACUUCUAAUUUGAGAAUUUUGACCACAUUCCUGUAACACAAGCUGAAUGAAUGAGCCAGCUGUGGAAGAUAAAUUACUGGACUCUGUUAAUAUGAAGGCUUAAAUUGGAAUGCAUACCAACAUUUUUUUAUUUGCAAGGUGUCUUGCAAAGUGGCCGCUAUAGGCUAAUGAGCUAUCCUUCAGUUCCUAGUGACUUGUAUAUUUCGCCAAAGCAGGAGUUAACAUGGGGUGGUGUGAGGUGUCCUCUUGAAUUUUUUUAACACCCUUGAAAUCCUUUCAUGCCUGGAUUUCCAGAGCUGAGGGAAGAAGGUACUUGUUUCUUGCCUGAACUUUGUAGAUGAUUGAGAAAUAAUUGUAACAGGCAUCCAGUAAUCUUUUCUAAAGCCACUUAUGAUGAUUAAGAAAAAUAGAUUAGGUCCACCCUUCUUGCAAAGGUAUGGAAAUAUUUUCCUAAUCCUUAUAUGAAAGGAUUUCCCAGUGAACACUAAGCUUGACUCUACUUGCUAAUUUUGUUUGUCCAUGCAGAAAACAGGAUGCAAAGGAAUAUGUGUUAGGUAUAGCUCAAUAUGCCCACCCCUUUUUUAAAUGAAAAAGCUUACAGACUCUGUGCAUCAUCCAGCAACUAUUGGGGAGGGCUCCAUCACUGGUUUUCCAAGGGAUGCCUAGGUAUCAAGUGGCAAGGCUGCAUGUGUCUGAGGGUUUUCUGGUUUAGGGAAAUGCCUAUUCUGCCAUGUGCUGCAGUUUGGCAAAGCAUAAAUCCCACUCUUCUGUUCCCUUUGGAAUAACUUUCCAAAGCUUUAGCCAGUUUUGAUUCAGGUAGAAAAAGCAGCAUGCUUUGGCCUGGUGCUGAAUCCCGAUGAAGCCCCAUCAGUCACUUUAGGGUUACAGAUUACUCUUUGCUUCUGAAGAAGUCAUUUUGUGCAUUUUCAUUGGAAAGUCUUCUACAAGAAAGUUUUCUUAUGCCAGGUCAAAUCAUUAGUCUAUUUACUUAGCUCAGUGUACUGUUUGCAAUGCAUGGCAGUAACUCUGCAGGGACUCAGAUGAGUUUCCCUGUCCUACCUAGCAUACUGUGGCUUAUCCUAGGACCAUCUGCAUGCAGAGCAUGUGCUCUAUUACUAUGCUACAAGUGAAGGACAUGCUGUGCCACACCCUUCUUUCACCUCAGGCUCUUAGAGCGGUCAUAGGAGUAUCCCGUUCUCUAAGCAGCCUUACUUAUAUCAGUUGUGAGUGGCUAUAUAUGCAUAGAAUGAGUAGGUUGAAGUUAGAUUAAAGGAGGACAUUGUUCGUUCUUCCAUACUCAUUCUGUCCAUCCUCUGCCAUAAUUUGUUGUGAGUCUUCCUUUUUACUGCUGUUUUGAAUUUACUACCAAGCAUUGGACAUUGAAUUGUCUAUCUUGUUGGAUAGGAGUCAGAUUCUUCUACUGGCUAGAUGGUUGUUUUUAAUGUUGCUUUAUUAUUAAAGUUAGUUUGGUAUUUUCCAAAUGAUGGUGGUAAAAACAUGUAUCCAAUUAUGUCAGUACUGGCAGUGAUGCAUAAUUAAAAUUGGCUGCUUUCAGUUAAUGUGUACAGAUUUCUGACCAGAAGGCCAUGCAGUUUUCUAUAACUAGAAGACUUAAGUUUGAUGUAGUGGAAGGGCAUGUGAUUUGCUUGCAAGUCUGAGCUUCCCUAAAGUGGUAUAGAGGGAGUUACUGAGGACGGGUAGGACUCCUCCUUGGCACAUAGCUAUAAUGGUCAACUUGGCACUGCUAAAUUGCACUAGCUCUCUUGAUAGAUGCCAGUGGUGAAGGUCAGUGAGGUAAUUCCUUUUUUAUAGGUGUCCUCCUGCUUUGAGUUUCUGCCAAAAAAAAACCCCGUACUUCGGCUCUAUAUGGCUCUAAUAAUUUUCUUUUCAUUUCAAGUACUUCGCAAUAAGCUAAAAGAAUACCAUUAAUUUUCAUUCAUUGGAUAUAAAAAACUACACAAACAUGUUCAUGGGGCAUUUUACUAUCCAAAGCCAUCUUCUAAUUUGGGGACAUUAUGCAAGUGAUAGACUACAGCAAUAUCAUGGGAGGACUAUAUUAUAGCUCUACUUCUAUGUAAGCCUGUUCCUUAAUUUGAUUUCAUUAACGUAUACUGUACCAUUUCUGCAACAGUGCAGUUGAUUCCUUGGUGUCAGUUGCAAUCCUUUUAUUUGCUGUACCUUUUUGUCUUGCAGAAGAUGACAAAUUUGACUUGAAUUUUGAAAUCUGAUAGCUCUUUUUUUCCCUUUAAUUGUUUAAGUUUCUCUGAGAUACCCAGACUAUAGCUCUAUUACAAUUUUUUAAACCUUCACAUACAGUAUAAUUGUAGAUAACUAUGAAAUUACUAUGAAAAUGUAAAUAUCAUCUGCGUAUACCUCUGCUUUCUAUUUCAGAACAGGAAGCUGUAUCCCAUCCUGAAUUGAUCUCUGGGAAAUGGCCAGGCUCAUUCCAACUUUCCAACAGAUCACUAGCAAGCUACGUUUUUAAAUGUUCAACCUUUGUUAUAUCAGAAUCUUAGAAAAGGAAAGCUAAUCUUAAAGGCAUAUAAAACAGAUCAUAAUGGUAUCUAUCCCAGAAUACUUCGAAGGCAAGAAUGUCCUCCUUACUGGAGCUACUGGCUUCAUGGGAAAAGUUCUUUUGGAAAAGCUCCUAAGGUCCUGUCCAAAUGUAAAAGCAGUUUAUGUGUUGGUGAGACACAAAGCAGGGAAGACAUCUCAAGAACGAGUGGAAGAAAUGAUCAACUGCAAGCUCUUUGACAGAUUGAGAGAUGAACAACCAGAAUUUCAAGAAAAAAUUAUAGCAGUUGCUAGUGACCUUACAGAACCUGAAAUGGCCCUUAGUGAUGCAGACAAGGAGAUUCUCAUAGAAUACACUAACAUCAUAUUCCAUUGUGCUGCUACUAUAAGAUUCAAUGAAAUUCUAAGAGAUGCUGUUCAACUCAAUGUAAUUGCAACACAACAGUUGCUCUUCUUGGCUCAGAAAAUGAAGAAUCUAGAUGUGUUCGUCCAUGUUUCAACAGCAUUUGCCUAUUGCAAUCGAAAACACAUUGAGGAGGUUGUCUAUCCACCUCCUCUUGAUCCUAAGAAAUUGAUAGAUUCCUUAGAAUGGAUGGAUGAUGGUCUAGUGAAUGAUAUUACACCAAAACUAUUAGGAGACAGACCUAAUACUUACACAUAUACAAAAGCCUUAGCAGAAUAUAUUGUGCAGCAAGAAGGUGCAAAACUAAAUGUAGCCAUUAUAAGGCCAUCAAUUGUGGGUGCCAGUUGGAAGGAGCCUUUCCCUGGAUGGAUUGAUAACUUUAAUGGACCUAGUGGCCUUUUUAUUGCUGCAGGAAAAGGAAUCCUACGAACAAUGCGGGCUUCCAACAAUGCAGUUGCAGAUCUUAUUCCAGUAGAUGUGGUCAUCAACACAACAAUAGCUGCUGCUUGGUAUUCAGGAGUUAAUAGGUAUAGCAGGCCAAGAAAUAUUAUGGUAUACAACUGUACAACAGGUGGCACCAAUCCUUUCCAUUGGGGUGAAGUCGAAUGUUACCUAAAUUUGAUAUUCAAGAGGAAUCCUUUAGAACAAGCAAUAAGGCGUCCCAAUCUUAAACUCCAGUCCAACCCUCUUAUACAUCAUUAUUGGACUACAGUCGGUCACAUACUUCCUGCGUUGUUAUACGAUGUUGUUCUCAGGUUGACAGGUCAGAAACCGUGGAUGAUGAAAACAAUAACACGUCUCCACAAGGUUAUGAUGUUACUAGAGUACUUCACCAGUAAUUCUUGGGACUGGAAUACAGACAAUGUCAAUAUGCUUAUGAACCAGCUUGGUCCUGAAGACAAAAAGGCAUUUAAUUUUGAUGUCCGACAGUUACACUGGGCAGAAUAUAUGGAAAAUUACUGCAUGGGAACAAAGAAAUAUGUAUUAAAUGAGGAAAUGUCUGGUCUCCCAGCAGCUCGGAAACACUUGAACAAGCUAAGGAACAUACGUUAUGGUUUCAAUACUGUGCUUGUGAUCCUCAUCUGGCGCAUUUUCAUUGCAAGAUCACAAAUGGCAAGAAACAUCUGGUAUUUUGUCGUUAGCCUGUGUUACAAGUUUCUCUCUUACUUCAGAGCAUCCAGCACGAUGCGAUACUGAAGAUGACAGUUCUAGCAUUAGGACAUCUAUGCAUAUGGUGGUCUAAUGGCACAAAGCCGUAUAAUGUACUUACUCAUCUUGUCUUUUGUAAAAACACACAAUAUUAGAUCUGGAUUGUGAAAUACAGUACAUGUGAUGCUUUAUUGUGUAUUUCUGUGGAGAUUUUAUGGCUGGUACUGGAUCAACCUGUCAUUAGGCAAAUAUGUAAGUUAAAUAUCUCAACAGAUGUUAGUAUCUCUGUGAGGAAAAAACUUUGGCCACUGACCAAUGUAACUGUGCAAUUCUGGAAUGCAUUGAAUUAAAAUCUGCCUUAACAUAGUAAACUUAAUUUUUAUUGCAAAUGAGUACAUUUAGUUAAGGUGAAGAAAUGAUUGGCUUAGAUGAUAAAUUUAUUUAUUUGAGACUUUAAAUUACAGUGGUUUGUCUGGUUAAUCUUAUGAGAGAUGUCUUGUAAAUGAUUGUUAAGCAUUUGUUAGCUUAUUCUUCUCACCUCCUUUCGAGUGACUCUAAGGAUGUGGUGAAGAUUACUAAAAGAAAUUAACCAUCCUAGCUGUUUUUGGUCUACUUUUGUAAAUACACCUACCAGUCCUCAUCAGCCCGUAGAAAUUGAAUUGGCCACAAUAAGAUGUAUGUGCAGUAUCAGUAUAAGUACUGAAUCCCCCUCUCCCACUGCUUUGUAAAACUCCCAGAAUUGAAAAGACAGGGCUCCUUCAAGGGGAAAACCAAAGCUAGUAUGCCGUAUUUAUAUUCCCAAGGUUUUUUGAAUGAUGUACUUGGACAAGGAAAGAAUUAUCUUUCUUAGAUACAGAGAAAGGAGACAUAUCUUUACAGUUUACUAGAAUUCUCCCAGAAUAAAAGAAGAUAUCAAGUACUUUGAAAAGCAAGAUUCAGAGCUUAACCCUCUAGGAGAUUCUGCAUCUUUCCUAUCUUAUCUACAGAAAUAUUAAAUUGAAUUCACAAACACUUUUAAAGCUGUCAACAUAUUUAUGAUAGAGAAAAUUCAAUGGUUUGGGGAAUAGAAAUACAAGUAAGCAAAUGAAAAUAUGAAAUAGCUUCUACUUGAGUAAAUGUGUUUUUCUGGCUGUUUAAUAUAUUUUAGCAGGGAAAAUGCAUUUGCAAGAGUUCUUACUAAAAUAUUUGAAUUAUAUAAACUUGCCCAUUAAUUUUCAGUUCAUAAAGUUCUGUACUAAUAUUAAUGUUCUUUUUAUUUGAUAUAAUCCACCGUAUCUGUGUAGUGUGGUGGUAAAAUGCUUAACUUCUAUUGUACAUGUUUUUAUAAAUAUGCCUGAGAAAUUGUGAAAGAAUCCUGAAGGAAUCAGACAAGUGUUAUACACAAGGCACACAUGUCCUUUACUUAUAACUCCACAAGCAAACCUUGUUUUGAUGUUGUGGAAAUAUUCCAUGCAAGUGUGGAUCUAAUUUUGAAGAGAGAGAUCUAGCUAAAGCUUAAAUGUCUCACAUGCUUAAAUAUAAUGGUGUUUCUAAAAAAAAAAUUGUACAUAAUCUUUCCAUAGAUACAAAAUGUAAUAUGGUCAAGGACCGCACCAAUUAGAGGUGUGUGAGACUGCUGUGGAAAUGGAGAAAAUACAAUAAAUUGUGGCUUGUGUGAUUUAAGGUUUUACAUUUGGCUGCAAAAUCCCUACUAUAUUUGUUACAGCUGCUCCCCAUCCUCAUUAGACUUGAACAUUUACCUAGUAUUUUGGUAAAUGGUAGUUUUAUUUGGAUUUUGCACAAGAUGCCUGGACCCCAACCAGCCACCCUAGUGUGUAUGUGUGUAUGUGUGAUUAAACAUGGUGAGAGAGGUGCUUAGAUGUAUUCAUUUUUCUCACCAUUCCUUGUUUUGAUAGAACAAAUUAUUGCUAACUCUUUAAACUAAUGCAGCUGAAACCAUGAUGUCACUGUCCACAAUUCUGCUUAAAGGAAUUUUUGAUUAAUUGAUGGGAUUAUCUAGCUUGCCACAUUAGAGACCCUAUAUGUCCAGUAUGAUUGCUAUUUUGAAUUCUUGGAAUUUUAGUUCUAGUUCAAUGGCUGCCUAGUUGUUCUUACAUGAAGAAGUAUCAUCAUGCUGUGCCACAAGAAUAUUUUUCACAUUCCACACAAAUCUGGAUGUUCAAAGGCACUUUCUCAUAUCUAGAUCUUACACGUUGCUGUUCAAGUAACAUUGCAGUUUCAUUGUUCAGUCUUUUUAAUUUAAGUCCAUAAUUUUGGACAUGAAUAUGAAUCAUUUCAUUGAUUUUAAUAUGCUGUCAAAUCUGAAGUGAGGUGUAUUCAGAAGCAGAUCACUCACAGGUGUACCAGAAUUGAAAAUUUGGGGCCAUCAGAAGAACAUUACUCUCCAGCUGAGUUUUCUGUUGUAGGAACAGAUUCUGAAAACAAAAUUUUAAAUCAUAAGCUUUUAUAAAAUAGAAAUAUUGGGUGCCUUUGUUUGUAAACCAAAAAUAAAAACAAAUCCUGAAUAUGAUGUUUGUUCAAUUUAUCAAGUUGUUUAAGUUGUGUAGAAAUGUUAACUGAAAAUAUGUGCUUUGAAAUAGGAAAUUAACAAAGCCUUUUUCUACAUUAUUAAGCGUGUUAAUGCAAUGUGAUACACACUUUCCAAGUUGAAGAAUAUAUAGAAAUAGCAUGUCAUUUCUAAUUCUUAGGCUUGAAAUUUUACUCACCUUUAAAUACUAUUUUUACCCAUCUUAAAGUAAUGAUAUAGGUGGUUCAAAAUCUUGAGCCAAUGGAAGAAGUUAAUCAGCAGUGCUACAUUGUUGCCUUACUCCACAACAGGGCAAUCCUCUCUAUGUUUGAGUUCAGUAGAUCUUACUCCAAGUAUAUGUACAUAAGAUUUUUUAUCACUGUUCUCACAUUUUGCAACUUUAAAAAGUUAAUGAAAUAUACUCCAUUGGAUGAAUUAGCCAUGACUUCUGUGCAUAAGUGACAACUGUACUUUGCAUGAGGAUCAUAAAUACUGCUCAGCUUGUAAGUCUUGUACUACAGGGCUUGGAAAAAUACAAUGUGAAAUAACUUUCUCAUAGAUACUUUGAGAAUAAUACUCAGUGUUAACAUUGCUACAAAAGUUCUACACUUUGUUUUGAAGUGAAAUAAUUCCAUUUUCAUUCAUUUAAGGUUUUAUUCAUGUAUUUCUCUCCAUUGUCUAAUUACCCUGCCCAUAAUUUAUGCUGGUUUUAAAAAGCUACAGUGAUUUAGAACUAUGAAAUUUGACCACCCAAAUUGAGAGUGUGACAAAGUAGCUAAUAAUGGAACAGAUAACUAAUCUGCAUAUCUUGAGUAUGUGAUCUUGAACAUGUGCCUUGAAAUGAACCAUAUAGGUGAUGAAAAGGAGGGAAUUUUUCCCUGUCCAUCAGUCAAAGAGGCCUAUCAUUAAUAAAAAAGAUGCCAAAGCAUUUUUAAAGCAAACUGAACAAAUUUGGCAGCCUGCAAUUUGAGUAUUCCUCUGUGUGAGUUAUUUUGAGCUACUAAAUAACCUCUCCUCUGUUCAAUUAAGUAAUACUUUACACAAGUGUUUCUGUAGUGUUCACAUUUACUUGGAAAUCAUUCCCUUUUAAUGCUAUGGGAAUUCUUCCAGAGCAAACAUGCAAGAUUGUACUACUGCUGUAAGGAUUAUAUAGCAAAGUUACUGAUUUUCCAAAAUUCAUUGUUAUUUACUACAUUGACAAAGUAUGCCAGUGCUGUUGUAACUUACUUUCAUUUUUGAAGCAGUAGGUUUGCCUUUUCAGUUAUCUAAAAUAUGUGAAUGUUUCAUAUCUUAGAAAGAUUUCAGUGUAGUUUGAGUAAUAUUUGUGAAUAUUUUCCUUUAUCCUUUCAUUUGUACUUAAGAUAGCCUACCUUGACAUAGGCUAUACUAUUUAAUUGGGGAUUUAAUUGGGCUACCAUAGAAAAACUUCCUGAAACAAAACUGGAAUAGUUUUCAAUAUUGCACUUUAAUUUGUAGAUGUGCCACGCUAUUCUGUGAGGGAAGGAAGCAUGAGUGGGACAUUCUGUCUCCACCCUAAAUUUCUCUUAUAAAAGGUGAGAUGCUUGAAUUUUGCUUUCUGUAUUAUAGCUGAUGUGAGGUUCAGAAUGAAUGGUCAGUCUAGCAGCUUUCCCUCUUUUUCACUGAAUUACAAAUUGAUGUACAAUUCAUCUGGAUACCUUACACCUAUCGAAUAGUUCAAAAAUAAUGCAACUGGAAAUUUGUGGACUUGCUUCUGAACACUAGAGGAUAUUGCAAUGUAUUAACAAUGAUAUGAAAACAUCAGUAAUAUAGAUGAUUGGAAGUGACCAACAGAAAAUUCUUUUUAAAAGGACACCUGGUUGUUAAGGGCCUGACAGCCUAAUCUCUGUGCCAGAAAAACAGUCAUUUCUAGAAAAGAGGAACACAUUUAGAACAAUUGCACAACACCUUGGUUGGGUUCACACAUCACAACAAGCAACCCUGAGUCAUUUCCAUGCUGUGCUGUUUUUUGCCUGGAUGUUCCUGACAAGUGGUUUCUACACUAGCGUGAUUUCUUCCUGCUGCUGGCACAUAUCCCAUCAGCCUGAAAUUCAGUCCCACAUUGGAUGACUGCAGCAGCUGUCAUUCUUUCCCAGGAACUCUGUGCUAGCUGCAUACUAGGACCAUAGAAACCAUGAGAGACCACAGUGAAGUUUGGAAACUGGGUUCAGACAACAGACCAUCCUGCACAAAAAGCCAUGAGAGCUUGUCAUGCAGUGUGACCCCAACCCUUGCACAGGGCAGCAGAGCAACAGAUCAGGGAAUCUGACAGAGGUACUGUCAAAGGAGUGCCUGAAAUUCAACCAGAUCUUGGGCUAGUGGCCUAAUACUACUACCAUUAUACAAGUAUAUUGGCACCAGUGUAAAUAUUUCUCCACCACGAAUUGUUUUUUUUUUGUUUUUUUGUUUGCUUUUUGCUAAAAAGUUGUCAGUGCAUUUUGUUCUUUUGUAAAACAUUAGAUGGCCCCAGGGUACAUGCCAAAUGGUUUAUACCCAAGGACAUAGCCUGCUUCACCAAGUUUUGCCCUAUUUAGCUGCAUUCUUAAUUCCUUGAUAUAAUCAACUUUUUGCAUUGUAUUCUAUCAAAUUGCAAUUAAAAUCUGUUGGCUAUUUGUAAACUGUGAUUUAUCUACAUGAUGCAUAGCAACUAUUGAAAUGCAAGCCUCAAAAUUAAACACUGAUACAAUUCUUUGUUA